AGCAAAGCGCCACACCGUGUUGCGACGACCAUCACACCUACCGGCUCAGCUCCUGAGCAACUUCAGCUCAGCACCACAGCAGAUGUGAUCCACUCCAUACGAUGUUAUCAUGGCAUAUAUACAUGUAUACACACAUGGAUCGGUCUGCUAUAG
Messenger RNA from Bipolaris zeicola 26-R-13, 153 nucleotides. RefSeq lists its product as uncharacterized. Lineage: Eukaryota; Fungi; Ascomycota; Dothideomycetes; Pleosporales; Pleosporaceae. The annotation marks the transcript as partial. The transcript has a single exon. The record is from RefSeq and is a predicted model, not a curated record.